AUGUCCGAUCGAGGCGAGUGUGUACGGAUACCGACCUUCGAUCCCCGCAAAUUCAAUCUUUCUCGCGCUGUUCUCCCUCGCCAUUAUAGUUCAUGUCGCGCUCGGCAUUCGCUGAGAAGCUGGGGCUUCAUGGCCUUUAUGAUCUUUGGGUGUCUGGUUGAGAUUGUCGGGUACGCGGCGCGUAUUCUGCUAUACAAGAACCCGUUCGAUUUCCUCGCCUUUUUGAUUCAGAUUAUUUUCAUCACCACGGGACCCGUAUUUUACACGGCGGCAAUCUAUGUAACGCUGUCCAAAACCAUCAACCACCUCGCUCCGCAACUCUCACGCUUCAACCCCAAAUUCUUCUACUGGAUCUUCAUCCCGGCAGAUCUGGUAUGCCUCGCUCUCCAGGCUGCGGGUGGCGCUCUGUCCACCCAGACGAGCGGGUCGAGUAACACUGGCGUCGACAUCACCAUGGCGGGCUUGGUGCUGCAGGUGGUCGUCAUUUCCAUCUUCAUCGCUGCUUUUGCAGACUACAUGAUUCGAUAUAUCCGCGAUCCUGUGACGCAGGCCUUGACGUCGAGAGUCAGAUUGUUCUUGUCAUUCUUGGCUGUGGCGGUUGUUUUGAUUCUCGGACGAUCCAUCUACAGAGCAUACGAGCUGAGCAAGGGCUAUCGGGACUCGGAUCUCAUCACCGAUGAGGGCCUGUUUAUUGGUCUGGAAGGAGUGCUUAUUGUUAUCGCCGCAUUUUCACUAUGCAUCGGCCACCCCGGCUUGUUGCUUAGCCCCAAGUCAAAUGUACCACGGUCGACGUCGACAUCUGAUGUCGAAAAAUGA
This is a messenger RNA of Pochonia chlamydosporia 170, 816 nucleotides long. Its product is annotated as RTA-like protein. The coding region runs from base 1 to 816 and encodes 271 amino acids. The transcript is spliced from 3 exons. The record is from RefSeq and is a predicted model, not a curated record. Gene Ontology annotation, cellular component: plasma membrane; fungal-type vacuole. Lineage: Eukaryota; Fungi; Ascomycota; Sordariomycetes; Hypocreales; Clavicipitaceae.